Myxocyprinus asiaticus (Chinese sucker) is the source of this 1473-nucleotide messenger RNA. RefSeq names its product claudin-11-like. The record is from RefSeq and is a predicted model, not a curated record. The transcript has 3 exons. Gene Ontology annotation, molecular function: structural molecule activity. Gene Ontology annotation, biological process: cell adhesion; bicellular tight junction assembly. Gene Ontology annotation, cellular component: bicellular tight junction; plasma membrane. Lineage: Eukaryota; Metazoa; Chordata; Actinopteri; Cypriniformes; Catostomidae. Bases 181 to 837 code for a protein of 218 amino acids.
CUGUACACCGUAAGGAUUUACAACUCACCAUGAUUUUUGCGCAAUGGAUUAACAUAUUUGGAAACUACCACACAUAAAUCCAAGUAACCCGUCAGGUUUCAGAUUAUCUGUUCAUCUCAAACGAGUAUUAUUUUUUUCUUUUGGAUAUCUUUUUGGACAAUUUUGCAACCAUUGUACAUCAUGGCAAAUACUUGCAUGCAGUUCAUGGGGUUUGUGAUGAGUUUCCUUGGUUGGAUCGGGCUUAUUAUCGCCACUGCCACUAAUGACUGGGUAGUGACUUGUAAAUAUAACAUGAACACCUGUAAGAAGAUGGAUGAACUUGAGGCCAAAGGUCUGUGGGCAGACUGUGUGAUAUCAACUGCGCUGUAUCACUGCAUCACACUGACUCAAAUUCUCGAUUUACCAGCUUACAUCCAGACAUCUCGAGCGCUAAUGGUCACCGCAUCGAUUUUAGGAUUGCCUGCUGUCUCUCUCGUGCUCAUGUCCAUGUCCUGUAUUAACCUCGGCAGUGAACCGGAAAGUGCCAAGAACAAACGAUCCGUGCUCGGAGGAAUCCUAAUACUGCUGACUGCUUUUUGUGGCAUCAUCUCCACUGUGUGGUUUCCCAUUGGGGCCCAUCAUGAGAGAGGCCUGAUGUCCUUUGGUUUCUCCCUGUAUUCUGGCUGGGUGGGCACUGCGCUCUGUUUGCUGGGAGGCUGUAUGAUCACCUGCUGUUCAGUUGACACCCCUGAAUCAUACACUGACAACAGUCGAUUCUACUACUCCAAACAGGGCCCCACCCAUCCUGGCACUGCCUCAACUGCCUCCACUAACCAUGCCAAAAGUGCUCACGUGUGAGCUUGGGGAUUACUCUUGUGUACUACAGCUCAGCAGACCAUUAGCAACUUAACCCAGCCCAUCAGAUUUCUGCUCUCUCUCCAUCUGUUUUUUAUCACUGAACUGUAUCCCUUUAACUCGACAGCAGGGUUAGCUGACCCAGAUGUUACAUAACAAGGGACAGUCGCUGGUGAAGUGCCUGCUGUUAUCAAGGGACCUGUACUGAAGGAUUUAUUUUCUAUGUGGUCACUGAUUCUGCGCAGUACAAUGUGCCUUUUUUAAGUAUUGUUUUUGUAGUGAGAAAUCAUGUUUUAAAAUCAUGUAUUUCAUAUUUUUAUAUGAAUACUAACAGUAUUUGCCAAUGUUGUUUCUAUUCUGAAUCUUUCCUGUUUUUUUUAAUCUAUUUGAAAAGGUAUGUAAGAAGUACAAAUGUCUUUUCAUUUUGAUUAAUUUUAGAACAGUUUAUGUCAAGCAGACACAGUGAAGAUAAUGUCUUGCUCAUUGUUUUUACUCCAACUGCCCAAAUGAUAUUCAACCAAAAUUGGAUCAAAACAGUAAUUGACUGUUAUUUAUUGUAAUACUUGUAUGCAGUUUGUAUGUUUGUUGUAAUAAACAGUGUUGUCCAUGUGAAAGUGCCUCCUCUUCAGCUGUAAUACU